AUGGCACAUGUUCUAAACAUUCCUCUGAUUCCUCUUAUACCCACUUCCUCAAACAACACCAACAACGUCCACGAAAUUGCGUUCAAGACGGUCCCUUCAGCUACGAAGCUCGAAAUUAAGCAGUUGCUCCAAUCUUUCUACGGCUUGGAGGUUCAAAAGGUGCGAACUUUGAACAUGAAGGGCAAAACGAAGCGUGUUUGGCUUGCAAAAGGUGAAUCCUUGGUUGGAAACAAACCCGAUUAUAAGAAGGCCUACGUCACCCUCAAGAACCCACUUUCCAACUACCCCAUUUUUUAUCCUUCACCUGCCACUAUCGUACAUGACGAAUACAUGAAGAAGAACAAGAAGAUGAUGACCUUGCAGUGA
Molecule: messenger RNA, 366 nt
Organism: Arachis ipaensis
Lineage: Eukaryota; Viridiplantae; Streptophyta; Magnoliopsida; Fabales; Fabaceae
Source: RefSeq, a predicted model, not a curated record